This is a messenger RNA of Necator americanus (New World hookworm), 300 nucleotides long. RefSeq lists its product as uncharacterized. The record is from RefSeq and is a predicted model, not a curated record. The transcript is spliced from 2 exons. Bases 1 to 300 code for a protein of 99 amino acids. Lineage: Eukaryota; Metazoa; Nematoda; Chromadorea; Rhabditida; Ancylostomatidae.
AUGCCACGUCUGUUAGGCGAUUGUUACGUUGCAUCUGUCGGCGAACAGGCAAGACAGUGUCGUCAGUUUAUCGGUUGCAGACACGGCGCAUAUGUCUGCUCUCGAAGAUAUCAGGAUAAUUUGGGGGGUGGAGGACCGAGCGUAAUCGCUCUCGUCCUUGUGAACUACGCCGUUCAUCCUACCUAUUCGUGGAGGGACCACAUCUCCAAACAGCACCUUUCAUUUCUUAGGAGUCGAGCUACUAUGAAAUACUUCACGUCUAGACUUAUUUAUCAUGGGAGGAUAAAAACAGUGACUUGA